ACUCUCGUACCCCACCCUUUACACCACCCAACCCCCACAGGCAAGCGGUUAGGGCGAGCUUGUCAUAGAAAUGUAGCUCGCUGCCAGAGAGGAGCGGGAGAGAGCGAGGCAGCGAGUUGAGAGAGGAAGAGCGGCUGGAGCGCAGACGCGAGUUUGAUAGGAGAGGAGUCUGAAAGUUGCUACUUGCACGCGCUGUAACUUCACGCAGUCCCCUGCACAACGUGCCACGGAUGAAUGAAUCAAGCGACACCCCAGCCGCGCUGACGUCCACUCAAGUUACCGCUCACUUUGAUUGGAUGUAUAAAUAUGCGUGCAUACGCGAGUCUCUGAAUACGUGCCCCUGCUGUACGGUGUCCGUCUCGAGGACUUGGCUGCUUCGCUGCUGAGAGUCGAGGGAGACCCCCCCCCCACCGCUCUCUCUCUCGCCUUAAUUUUAGGAAGCGGGAGAGAGAGAGAGAAACCCCCUCUGCUUUUGCACCCGGGCAACGAACAGUACUGGCUGGCUGGCUUGCUGGGCUGGAUGUGGUUAGCCAUGCCUUCUGCCUUCAGCAGUAUUGGAAUACUGUCGCACUUGUGGCUGCUGCUGCUGCUGCCUCCUACUCUGCCGGGUCAAAUGCACCGCGUUGCAGCCUCUGCCGAACGCAUCGUCCAUCGCGACCUUCCCGGAUCCCACUACGAGGUCACCUUCCCCGUGCGCGUCAACGACCUGGGUGAGGCCAUCGCUCCAGCCGCCACGGAUGCCGACGGGGCCUCAGGCGGCCGUCGCCGCCGCAGCCCCGAGCCUCCGGCGCCGCGCGCGCACUACCGCCUCGCCGCCUUCGGCAAGGACUUUCGCCUGGACCUGACGGCCGACUCGUCGUUUCUGGCACCGGGAUACACGGUGCUGCGGCUGGGCGGCGGUGGAGACGGCGGUGGAGCCGGCGGUGCGGAGCGGAAGGGGCUGCGCCACUGUUUCUACACGGGGCACGUGAAUGGCGUGCGCGAACACACGGCCGUGCUCAGCCUGUGCUCCGGCCUGGUGGGCACCUUCCGCACGCGCGAGGGCGAGUACUUCAUGGAGCCCGCGCCGGACGGGGAGGGAGUCCACCGACGGCCGCACUUCAUCUACCUGCGGGACGCGGGGCGCACCGCCACGUCGCGCGCCAACGCCUCCUGCGGCACCGCUGCCCAUCGAUCAACGAACGCAUCGCGGCCGUGGCCCGCUGGCGGCCCGUCGCUGGUUGGCGACCUGAAGAGGGCCCGGCGCGACCUGGACGGACGGGCGGCGGAACGCGAGGGCAGCGGCGACGAUGCCGGCGCGGCGGGCGACCGGCCUCCGAUGGCGGCCAACGGAACCGCUGGCGAUCGGCGGAGUCGAGGGGGCGACCGGCACGGGCCGGGGGAUGGCACCGGCAGGGCGCGACGCAAGCGAUUCCUGUCGUACCCGCGGCACGUGGAGGUGAUGGUGGUGGCCGACAGGAAGAUGGUGCGCUACCACGGGGAGUCGCUGGAGCACUACGUCCUGACGCUGAUGUCCAUGGUGGCUGCCAUCUUCAAAGACUCAAGCAUCGGUAAUCAAAUCAACAUCGUCCUCGUGAAAUUGGUCAUCGUUCAAGACGACAAGGAUGGCCCAUCGAUCUCCUUCAAUGCCGAGACGACGCUCCGCAACUUCUGCUUGUGGCAGCAAGGCCGGAACUUACUGGACGACAGCCACCCUCUCCACCACGACACGGCCAUCCUGAUAACCCGGGAAGAUAUUUGUAGGGCGCUGAACAAAUGUGACACGUUAGGACUGGCGGAGAUCGGCACGGUGUGCGAUCAGUACCGCAGCUGCUCCAUCAGCGAGGACAGCGGCCUCAGCACGGCUUUCACCAUCUCCCACGAGCUGGGCCACGUGUUAAACAUGCCCCACGAUGACAGCCCCAAGUGCAAGGACCUCCUCUCCAACGGCCAGUUCAACGUGAUGGCUCCCACCCUCAACUACGAGACCCACCCGUGGACCUGGUCCAAAUGCAGCCGCAAGUACAUCACCGAAUUCCUGGACGCAGGGUAUGGCGAGUGUCUGCUGGACGAGCCGGCGGCCCAGCGCUAUGACCUGCCCCAGGUGUCGCCGGGCCACCUGUACAACGCCAACCGGCAGUGCGAGCUGGUGUUCGGGCCGGGCACCCAGGUGUGCCCGUACAUGAGGCAGUGCAGGCGUCUCUGGUGCACGAGCGCCGAGGACGUGAACAUGGGCUGUCGCACGCAGCACAUGCCCCUGGCAGACGACACGGACUGCGGCCAGGGCAUGGUGUGCCGGCAGGGCCUGUGCGUGGUGCGCGAGCUGGACGACCGUGCCGUGGACGGAGAGUGGGGCUCCUGGGGACCGUUUGGGCCCUGCUCGCGCUCUUGCGGGGGCGGCAUCCGCCAGGCGGCAAGGGAGUGCUCCCAUCCAGAACCGAAGAACGGGGGCCGCUACUGCGUGGGUCGGAGGCUGCGUUUCCGCUCGUGCAGCACGGAGCUGUGCCCGCGCGGGCGCAGGGACUUUCGCGAGGAGCAGUGCGGCGAGUUCAACGGGCGGCACUUCAACAUCAAGGGCCUCUCGCCCACCGUGCACUGGGUGCCCAAGUACAGCGGCAUCCUCAUGAAGGAUCGCUGCAAGCUGUUCUGCCGAGCGGCCGGCUCCACGGUGUACUACCAGCUGAAGGAGCGCGUGGUCGACGGGACUCCUUGCGGCCCUGACUCCAGCGACAUCUGCGUGCAGGGGCUGUGCAGGCAAGCCGGCUGCGACCACAUCCUCAACUCGAGGGCAAAGCGAGACAAGUGCGGGGUGUGCGGGGGCGACAACUCGUCGUGCCGCACCGUGAGCGGGACGUUCCACAGCGUGCAGUACGGCUACAACACAGUGGUCAGGAUCCCAGCUGGAGCCACCAGCAUCGAUGUCCUGCAGCGCAGCUUCUCGGGGAAACCUGAGGAUGACAACUACCUGGCGCUGACCGGGGCGCAGGGCGACUUCCUGCUGAACGGGAACUUCGUGGUGAGCAUGUUCAAGCGCGAGGUCAAGGUGGGCGUGGCCGUGCUCGAGUACAGCGGCUCGGACCAAGCGACGGAGCGCAUCAACUGCACCGACCGCAUCCCCGAGGAUGUCGUGCUGCAGGUGCUGUCCGUGGGCCGCCUGCACAACCCGGACGUGCACUACACCUUCAACGUCCCCAUGGAGGAGCACAGCGAGCGCUUCGUCUGGGACCCGUACGGGCCCUGGCAGGACUGCAGCCGCAUUUGCCAAGGCGAGCGCUCGCGCCGAGUGACGUGCGUGCGCGAGGGAGACCGCCACCCCGUGUCGGAGCAGCGCUGCGCGGGGCAGCCGAGGCCCCCGGUGUCCCUGUCCGAGCCGUGCAACUCAGAGUGUGAGUUAAGGUGGCACGUGCUGGGGCGGAGCGACUGUUCGGCGGAGUGCGGCUCGGGUCACCGCACGCUGGACGUGCGAUGCGUCCGCUACUCCGUCGGCGGGCCGGCCGUGGAGGAGCCGCCCGUGGCCGGAGGAGACGCGGCGGGGCCCAUGGGGCGGAGGGGCAGCCCCUCUCACCCGACGGACGACGCGCACUGCCGGGACCAGUCCAAGCCGUCCACGCGGGAGGCCUGCUACGGCCAGUGCAAGCUGGUGACAUGGAGAUACUCGCCGUGGUCAGAGUGCUCGCGGAGCUGUGGCGGGGGCGUGCGGACGCGCGAGGCCGCGUGCGUCGGCGGCGCCGGCAGGCCACUGAGGCCCGAGGAGUGUGCGGGACUCGCGGAGCGGCACGCCAGCGAGGAGCCUUGCGGCCUCCAGCCCUGCCCGGCCUGGACACUCGGGGACUGGAGCAAGUGCCUGGUGACGUGCGGGCGCGGCGUGUCGAGGCGGCACGUCGAGUGCCGUGCCGGGGACUCGGUGCUGUCCGAGGAGAUGUGCGGCCCGGACGGGCGGCCGGACGCCGUGCGCGCCUGCCUUGGGCCUCCGUGCUCCACGUGGCAGGAGGGACCGUGGGGACCGUGCUCCGCCACGUGCGGCGCCGGGUACCAGAUGCGCGCCAUCCGCUGCAUCGAGGGAGAGCGGGGGGAAGCUGUGGCGGAGGAGCGAUGCAUCGCCACCGCCCGGCCAAGCCACACGCAGGAAUGCAAGGUGGUGGAGUGUGCGUUGCCCGUGGUGCCCAGCACACCAGGGCAUCCGACCCACCCGGACCAGACGCAGUGGAGGUUUGGCUCUUGGACCGAUUGCUCGCGCUCAUGCGGGGAGGGCGUGCGCGAGCGCUACGUGAGCUGCCGCGACGCGGACGGCGACGUGGCCGAGGGGGCCGCGGCGUGCGCCCACCUGCCCCGGCCGCACGAGCGCGAGGCCUGCUCCUCGGGGCCGUGCGUGCGGUGGCAGGCCUCCACCUGGGGCCCGUGCUCCGCCACGUGCGGCCGCGGCGUCGAGUCGCGCCACGUGGCCUGCGUCCCCCUCGACGACCCCACGGGCGUCCACGCCGUCGCCGCCGUCACCGCGUGCCAGCCGGAAGAGCGCCCCAUCUCGGAGCGGGAGUGCUCGCCGGAGGCCUGCCCGCCCGAGACGAGAAGUAGGAGCGGAGGGGACGUCUCGGGGGAGGGGGUCGCGCGCCCACGCCCGGUAGCGCCCGCAGGGACCACCUCGUCUGCUCUCCCGUCUCCUCCUGCUGCUGCCGAUGACACCGAUGACGCUGACCGCUGGAGGACUGGGCUUUGGGGACCCUGCUCGCAGACGUGCGACGACGGCGGCGUCCAGCGACGCCUCGUCGUCUGCCAGGAUCCCGACGGCGAGCCCGGCGAUCGCUGCGACCAAAACUCACGGCCGCCGGAGAUGAGGCCCUGCCAGCAGCAGCAGCUGUGCGCCCUGUGGAACUUCGGCACGUGGAGCGCGUGUUCUCGAUCCUGCGGAGGCAGUGGCGUCCGGACGCGCCUCGUGCUCUGCCAGUCUCCGGAGGGACAGCCGCUCCCCGAGACGCGGUGCGAGGCGGCAACGCGGCCGCCGGCGGCAGACGCCUGUCCCGACGAGGGUCCCUGCGUGAGCCCCGGGGUGUGGCACCGCUCGUCCUGGAGCCCGUGCUCCACGACGUGCGGACGCGGGACGCAGUACCGGGAGGUGCGAUGCCUCGCCGACGGCGGCCGGGGCGACGCGCUGCUGCUGCUGCUGCCGCCGGCCGACUGCGGUCACCUGGAGAAGCCGCGGCAGCAGAGACGGUGCCGGGCCGGUCGCUGUCCGAGGUGGAGGGCGUCAUCCUGGGGCCAGUGUAGCCGCACGUGCGGCGAGGGCGUGCGCGCGCGCCACGUCGUCUGCGCCGAGGGCGGCAAGGCGCCCGUGCGGGACGAGUUGUGCCGCGCCGACGCGAGGCCUCCCGCCCACGAGCGCUGCUCGUCCGCCGGGUGCGACUUCAUCUGGGUCACGGGCGACUGGAGCGCGUGCUCUGCGUCGUGCGGCCCAGGCUACCAGCAACGCCUCGUGUUCUGCUCCGAGACUCACGGCUCGACUGGCGAACACUUCCCCUACGGCUAUGGGAGCCACAGUCAGCCGCCCCGCCCGAGCACUGUGGGGGGCGCCCCCCGCUCCCCCCAAGGCACCGUCGUGGGGGGCCAGGAGGCUCGCCCGUCCUGCCCGCACCCCCGGCCGCCCGGCACGAGGCCGUGCGACAUUCGCGAAUGCUCCUCCCCGGCGCCGAUGCCACCCCAGGCGGCUCUGCCCGUGCGGUGGAGGACCGGGGCCUGGAGUCAGUGCUCGGUGUCUUGUGGUGACGGCUGGGCCGAGAGGCCAGUGCGGUGCCUGACGGGCGAGGGGCGUCCCAGCGACGCCUGCCCCCAGGAAUCUCGGCCCACCACAAGGCAGCAGUGCCACGGGCAGCCUUGCGAGAAGGCUUCUAGCUGUGCUCACGUACAGGUCCUGCACGGGGCUAAGGAUGACGGGGAGUACCUCAUUAGCAUCGGCGGCAGAGACGUGAAGAUAUACUGCUGGGGCAUGGAGUCGGCCAGCCCCAGGGAGUACAUCACGCUGUCAAGCGGAGAGGCAGAUAAUUACUCGGAGGUGUUCGGAUACAGGUUGCACAACCCCUACGAGUGUCCCUACAACGGCAGCCGCAGGGAGGACUGUGCGUGCCGCAACGACUACCUGGCCGCCGGCUUCUCGGCCUUCAGCCGCGUGCGCCUGGACGUCGGCACCAUGCAGAUCCUCACCACCGAUCUGCAGUUCUCCCAGACGCUUUAUGGACGCCCCGUGCCCUUUGCCACGGCCGGGGACUGCUACAGCGCCGCCCGCUGCCCGCAGGGCCGCUUUAGCCUCAACCUGUCGGGCACGGGGCUCAUGGUGUCGGAGGCGACACGCUGGGCGUCGCAGGGAAACUACGCAACCGUCGACGUCCUCCGAUCACCGGACGGUACGAAAAUAUAUGGCAGGUGUGGCGGUUACUGUGGGAAGUGCAUCCCUCAUUCCAGCACGGGGCUCAGGCUACGGGUCGCAGCGUGACGCUCGGCCCGGCCUGCUACUGCUGGCCACGGAGUGAAGCUGUGGCAGCUUGAGCUGGAAAGAAAAUCACCUGCAGAAGCAAUGCUACCUCGACAGUGGGACCUUUGAUGAAUCUACGCAAUGGUUCUUGCUGAAUUAUUUAUGUGUUUUGUCGAAAUUUUCUUUUGAUAUUUUUUUUUUUACGAAACAAUUGUAAGCUUUAAAAAAUAUAUAUAUGUAAUAUUAAUAAUUAUAGCUGUACAUGUGUAAAUACUCCCAAUGUAACAUACCAACGCUGAUCGCACAGACGUAUUUUGACUUUAUAUUCAUACGGUGCUCUCGUAUUAGUUUUUUUUAAAAUCUGUACAGGUAAAAUUUAAUUGCCUUCCCUCGUAAGGUUGGCUGCUGUUGUUCGGUAUAAUUUAAUAAUUAAACGUCUCUGUUCAGAAUUUUAAGUGGGGGGGGGGGGGCAGGAAUAUGACGCAACGAUCGGAGAUUCGCACGCGGUUUGAGACUUUGGCUGUUUACCAAAGCCAGAUAAAUUGCCUCGUCUUGAUACUCGAAAAGCACACGGCUGUCUCUCUCCGUCAAGUUUUUUUUAAAAUCACUUUUGCCAGUUUUUUUUUAGAGACUCAUUUACCACAUUUGCUGUGUUGGCCUAAUCUCGAUGACCGGGCAAAUGGCUUGUGGCACAAUUUUACGAGCAAACUGGACAAUCCAGCCAACUAAGUGGGCCUUCACAUUUGACAAAACUGAUUUUUUUAAUGCAAGCCCACCCAAGCACAAAGUGGGGUGGAGUACGCUCCGAAUACUUGCGAGCCAUUUUCGUAAUUGAAAAAAAAACUUACGCAACCAAAAUGGGAUAGAAUUUUAAAAAAAAUAUAUUAAACAUUCACACGAUUGUGGCAAAAAAAAUGUUUUUGUCAUGCUUGCGUUAUAUAGACAUUUAAAUGGCCUGUACUUUCCAAGCCAUUGCGAACUAACACUCGAUAAGAUAUGCGUAGCAUGCAAGGUCUUAGAGCGUCUAUCAAUCGUGCAGCUGCUACGUGAAGUUCAAAGGCCUGGAUUGCAAACAAAUGGUGCUCUACUGUUGUUUGUGUUUCAGUUUUACUUGCUUUGCAUUUCAUUUAUCUAUCGAUGCCUUUUUUAGCAUUUGGUAAGUUAACCAAUAUUCAGAUUAUGGAUGUGGCACAUUUUUAUUCAAAAUGGGGUGCUUGAUACAAAUAAAUAACGCUAGUGUAGUUUUGUGUCUUCCUACCAUCAUAUGAACAGAUAUUAAGCUAUAACAAGAUACUGUGGAUGUUUUGUCAGCGUUUAAAACUGCCAACGGCUCGUGGGUUUUUAUUUUAUUUUCCUGAAGAAAUCCACUGAGUUUUAUUUGAAUUAACUCAGUCGUUUCAGUAGCUCUUCACCAACACUACCUAUUGCCUUUUAGUCGAUUAUUUUGUGUGUGUGUAUGUAUUCAGAGAACUGUGUUUACAACGAAGGUUAGCAGAGGCCAGCCGUAAGGUAUUAAAUUAAACACCAGACAGUGCUUUUCAGGAUCUGCUGUUGCCGAAUGUUACUUCUUUCAAACCUGAUUUCUCAUUCCGCUGAAAACACCCAGAUUGUACUGUGGGUUUGCAGACGGUACCAAAUUCUCCUACCCUUUUAUGUCAGGCAUUCAAAUUAAUAACAAUAAUAAUGUAUAUAUUUUGGACGUUCCCUUUUUUGCCUUUUAUUUUUAUUCGGAUAUCCAUAAAUACUGUCUCCUUUGCCACUGUGGGUGUGUCUGUGUGUGUUAACCUGGUUUCAUAUCUAAGUGCCAAUGUUUUGGUUGAUGCUCAGCAGUCAUACCAUAUAUUCUGCGUAUCAGUUUACGGUUUACAGUUCCAAGUAUUAACACAAACUCCUCGAGCCGGAUUGUUUGAAAUAUAUGUUAUUAUAUAUUUUUAUGACUAGCAGAGUGGACAUUAGACUCGAAUCAGCUGCGCAACCGAUGUUGCACAUCGCCCAAUGAUGCAGGUCAAUAUGACAUCUUCUCGCAUUAAGCGUCGAGACGUGUGCAAACGUCUUUUAUCCAAUUUGUCAGCGAAUUGAGAAGAUUAGUUGACCUGAAAGAUCGGCUGUUUUGAGCCCUGGGGGGGGCCAAGUGAAAGUUGCGACUUCACGAGAUGUAAAAAAAAGAAACCCUUAUACCGCAAAUUGAAUUUUCUGAUUUGCAUAAUUGUGGGUUAAACUAUUAAAUACGGGGUUGCAGGUGACACAAUGCUAGGGCCACCGAGAGGCAUCGAGAGGCACCGAGCGACGUAACGCAUGAACCACAUUUUAAUCGGUUGUGAUCCGUGAUAUCUCCGUACGCGUCGGAUUGUUUUUUUUACAAUAACCCAUGACAAAGCCAUUAGAAUGAAUCAUACACGGUGGCUUAGUGCUACAGCAUCUACCAUUACAUCUGGCGCACGCACAUUGUGACUGAAAUCAACGUUGAUGAAACUUACAAAAAUAGGCCGUGCCUUACAUAUUUUGAUUUCGAGGGAACCACUGCACAGAAUGGACGAAAUUACCCAUUCAGUGUCCGAGCUUGGUGACGCUUUAUUGGUAAUAUCAGUGGCUUCGGAUUGAAUGGUCACUCUGCCUGUCAUGAAAAAAAUGUGUGGGUUUUAAUUGGAGCAGCCAAGCACAAGCUUAGGGAAUACUUCCUGUUCACACAGAGUACUUCUAUAUGGUAUUUUUUUCCCCAUGGUGCUGCGUUAUUGUUUGCUAUGAGAACAGGCAGCGGUCGUAAAUGGGAAGUUGAAGCAGCCCAUUUAGGGGGGAGGGGGAGGCUUUGUGACACAGCAGACGGUUUUCUUUGAUUCUGGGCGACCGGCCGAAUUCACUCAUUUAUUUGUUUUAAUUUUCUGUUAUUUUUAAACAUCGUACGGUAACGUAAUCCAAAUCGCUCACCGCGAUCAAGCCAUGCUUGUCAAAACAGUUGACGCUAAUGUGGCUUGCGCGAUUUAAGACGAGGACAAUAUCCAACUAUGGCGGAGUGCAACUUUGUUGGCUGGGAGAUGACGCGAUGGCCGGUGUAUGGCAGCUCUGCAUUUCAAAUGUUCAAAUGCCGGGGCCUCGGAACGUGCGCGGCCAGCAGGCAGCCGUGACACCGCUCUGCCCUGAGCGCCGCUCGAUCUGUCAAAAACUCUUGAUGGUCCACGGUGCAAAUUCUUUGCGGUGAAUGGAAAAAAUGGAACCUCAUCUCGUUAAAGGGGGUGGCAAAACAAUUAUGUGCAACAUCCGUGUGAAGAAACAAGUUACCCCGUGUUAACUUGCGUACCUCGGCUGUGUUCAUCACGGAUUUGAGUGGCUGAACACACCGCGCCGACUUGACUCUUUGUCUGAUGUGUAGAGAAUACCUCCAGAGGAAACCGCCUCACCCCCUGUUGUGGCUCUCUGCUCGAGUGUAAGUGGGGGAGCAGCGAUCCUGGCUCUCUGCUCGAGUGUAAACGCAAGAGUCUUGUAACUCUCACCUGUCCCGUCGGUUACGCGCACCGCCGAUUUAUAAUCGAUUUUUUUGGGUCGGAUCAUGUAAGGAUUGUGGCAACUGAUCGAUGACGCUGGCUGCGACUUCCGGCGAGACGUCAUAGCCAAUUGUUGAAUGCUGUGGAUUAAUCUCCAACACUACCGAUGUGGUGAAGCGGUAAUACAUUGGCACGUUUGUUUCACGUGAACAUUUUUAUUCAUUGCCUGUGUCGGGUGGAGGAGGGUGUACGACACACAUUUAGCUCAAGCGAUCUCAUUCGACAAUAAUGAAUCGUAAACAUUGGUCGCGAAGGCACACCAGAUAAAUUAACGCGCAGUGAUGGCUCGUCCAGGGUUUGAGUCUAGGCCGUUGCGUACGUGGAGGGCGGGAUUCAUGCAUGGUCUUUACUUGCUGCAAAUAUCCACCGCUUUGUAAUGGUUAAAACGCAACACCGUAGCACUCUGAUAAAUGCCAUCGGUAAUUGGGUGAUUAAGGCCGCUGCAUCGCUGUGUGUAUUACUGCCAGUUAGGUGGCAAAAUGUUACUAGAUUUGUUCGUAUUUUAACUUUGGUUUAGCCUUAACAAGUCGUACAUCACAUUUAUGAACGCUAACUGAAAUGAACGAGGUAAAUAACAGCUCUAAGAAGCUACGUUUCAGAACAUCAAAGCGAUGUAUUUACCUUUUAGGGGACCGCGGUGUAAUAGACGAAUUGUGUUCCAUUUUUCUGUCGCAAUCCGCGCUUCUGUGCAGCACUGCCAAUGCAAUAUCACAGCAGCAGCAGCAAAGAACAGCGGCGUUUCAAUUACAGCAUAGUUUUACAUGGUGGGGGGGGGGGGGGAGCAUGGGGGUGUCGGUAAUGCAAUCAAGUGAAGGAAUUGGAAUUAAAUAAAGAGAGGCAAACCCCUCCCCCGCCCACCCAAAACAAAACAGCCGCCGUGCCUUCCAGUCCGUCCGUGAAGGUCCAUCCAGCAGUGGGUACGACGAGGUGGCAAUGCACACGCGCGUGGCAGUGAAUGGGUGCAGAGCUGGACUGGGUGUGGAUUCCCCGCUGUGCUGCGCGGCGCUUGUGGUUGUUUUUUUUUGGGGGGGGGGGAUUGUUGUUGUUACAAAGACUUUCGUAGGUUCCCGUUCUCACGUUCAGGCAAAUGUUGCACAAGUCGGCAGCACCAGGCCUCGAUUGUUUUGUUCGUCAUCGAUUAUAUGUGCAUUCUCUGAAUUUCUGGUGUAUUAAAUGUUGGGGUUUGUCUUUGGUAAAAAAAAAGUUAAUUAGUUGCACUUUUAAAAAAAAAUAAAACGAUGAGAUGUGUUUUUUUUUUUAAAGUUAAUGAUGUGUAAAGCGAAAUAGCUCAGCUGUUACAAGUGAAGACUGUCUUUUAAAAUAUCAUUAAGCCGAUGUACGGUGCUGGGAUGUUUCAAAAACAAUGUUUUGAAAGAUCUCUAAUCGGCGUUAGAUAUAUAAUAUUAUACAUUUGUCUUUAUUAAUCACUUUCAUUGUGUGCAUUUAGUAUUGUUAUGAUAAGUUAUAGCAGUCAUUUGUUUUGCACUUAAAGUUACGAAGGGACAACGGUGCGUUGGUUUUAUUUGCUGUCAAGAAGCUGUCGUGCCUCAUCAUUGACACGCGUUACAUAACGCAUUCAGUCUCUGUAUCAAAUGUUUAAUCAUUCACUGUGUGCUGCUAACGCUAAUUUGGUAAACAUACAUUGGCAAAGUAGUUUCUGUUGUCCUCACAAACCAACGUCUCAAUUCAAGCAAACGCUGAAGAUGAAUUGAGCAAGGAAUUACUGUGGCCACAUCGCGCUAAUGUAUCCGUCCUCGUGAGGCCUUGUAGAAGUCAGGGAGGGCAUGAGCCUGGUUGGCAGCUGUGCUAGGCGUUGCAGGCAUGGGACUGGUUGCAAGGUGGCCAGGAGAAGGCAAUGCUGAGUGACAGACUGGGUGGGGGUAUUUUUAGUUAAACACCUGCAGUAUUAUUUACCAGGGCCGCUCCAGGGUUCGAACCACGAGCAAGGGGCGAAUGUGCUACGGUACCGCAUGGCCACGUCACCGCGACUUUCACAUCACAAUCCCAUAAUUGCCCCUUUUUCGAAGCCACGUGUGCUUUUAUUCUUCGCCUUCAUCUUUCUCCAGACAAUGUCUCCGUCUCUUCUGCAGAAGCGCAUUCCUAUCGCGAUUCAAAAUUGGGGUUCCGCUCCAUUGAUUCCAACCACGGAGUUGUUUCUCGUCGAUAAGCUCAAAAGGCACAGGGGCAGUGCACCUUUCCCACGCCGCCAUAAUUAUAACCACGCUGUAAACUACUACCCCGCCCGUCAGGAACGCAGUGCGUGGAGGGUUGCUCUCGUGACAGACUCGUUCGGUUUGAGCAUUGUACUUGUCUGUGUAUUGAAGCGCAAAUCAUCCUUGAAGUGCCUUCAAUCACUCGGUGGGGUACGCUGGCUGAAAAAAAAACCCUCCCCCCACCAAACGCACGUGAACACUUGCCCCCUUUGGGAGGCAGAAGGCCGCUCGCAAUGCUGUUAUGGUUUAUUUGAUAUUCCUGUGGAAACGUAAAUUAUGAUAAUUAGGCCACUUAGCUGCCUGAAUCUGAGUGAGAGUCGCCUCUCUGUCGCCUUCCGUUGGUUUAAAGCCAAAUCACAGCUCGGUUCAAUGGCGCAGUCCGCUCCAGUACAUGAUGUUAAGUCCAACGCAAUGGUUAUCGGUUUGAACACAGGGAAUACCUGAAAAUAUCUUCCUGUUCACCAAGUGCCGCUCUCUUUAUUUUUAAAUAUGUAUAUACUUUAUUAACGCGUUUUAACGACAGUUAGAGGGCCGACAUUACAGAAACACAAUUCAAUCAGUGAUCUGCAAGCAUGUAACAAUAGCUACGCCCCUUGGCCAUGAUCUAGCAAGUCGAGGGUUAAAGCUAAAUAGGGGUGAUAAAGCAGAGGGAGGUGGAUUAUUGUUUUAGUUUCUAGCCUUCCGCGACCCGAGGCUUGGCCGUGAGAUGGACUUCGCUCACCGCGGGGUCUCUGCCUUCGACAUUCAUCGCGAGUUGUCCCAGCAGGCAAUCGUCAAUCCAACUUCUACCUUUUCCUGGGAGACCGAUCCUUGGCAAAAGGGUCAAGAGCCGUCGUCUUCUCCCUUGACGCCCGUCGCGCCCUUGCGAGUUGUAUUAUCAUGAUGACGAUGAUGAUCGUCAUCGUUGGGUUAGCAAUGCAAGUAGUAAAGAUCAUCUCCGGGCAGGCUCCGGAUUUCCGCCGGCGCUUGUCCCAGGAACAAUCGUCUCUCUCUUCUCGAUCGACUGAAGGAUCCUCCGCUUUGUGGGUAUGCAGGAGGAUAGAUGAAGAGGGGAGCGCGAGAGAACGGAGUGUCCGAUGGCUUAAUUCACAUCGUGGGGAGAAGGAUCUCUGAUCGAGAGGGAAUCGGCGAAGGGGAGAGGGCCCAGACAUUGAUAUUCACCGCCAGUGAUCCCUGCCAGAGCGGCCCCCGAUUGGCUCACUUAUUUUAAGGGCGUAAUGCAGCCUCGUGGCCAAAUGUCUCAACGUCAAUUUUCGAGCUUGUAAUUUCAGUCAAGCCUUGUCCAGCUCGUCAUCUAUAAAUUAUAAGUCAGCGAAGAGUGCAUUUGCAUGCAAAUUAAAUGCAGGGUGUGGUAUGAUUUCAUGCCCACGUCUCCGUUGACUCUCCAAUGUAAAAAUUGUUAUAUUAUAAAAAAAAAUGGCUCGUGGUAAAUAAACGUGGUGCCCUGAAUUGAGCUUAAUAGAUAUGCGUUUCCCGUGUAAUAUAAUACUACCCUUCCAGUUUAAUUUUAAUCAAAUGCUGUAUCUUACCUGCAUUUAAUUUGUAAUUGAAUUUUAAUUUUAUUUGUGAUUAUUUCAUUUUUUUAUGUAAAGAGUCUUUUUUAUGUUUGUAUUCACUUUUUACUUGUGAAAAUUAUUCAAUGACAUUUCAUAUUUCCGUACGGGCAGGCUUUGGGGCAGGAAAAGCUACGACUUGUAGCCCGUACCGCCUCCUGACAUUUAAGGUGCUCCAUUUUGACAAUGUUUAAGAUGUAGGUGCAAACGAAGCAAAUUGUUUCACUGGUGCUAUGUGUCAGUGUUGGUGUUACAUUUCUUCAAAUGAAAAGACAAAAUAAAGCCUCUGUUCGUAUGUGAUUCGCUCAUGUCA
Molecule: messenger RNA, 14057 nt
Organism: Petromyzon marinus (sea lamprey)
Lineage: Eukaryota; Metazoa; Chordata; Hyperoartia; Petromyzontiformes; Petromyzontidae
Product: A disintegrin and metalloproteinase with thrombospondin motifs 20-like
Biological process (GO): proteolysis; extracellular matrix organization
Cellular component (GO): extracellular matrix
Molecular function (GO): metalloendopeptidase activity; zinc ion binding
Source: RefSeq, a predicted model, not a curated record